Messenger RNA from Chlamydomonas reinhardtii, 1418 nucleotides. RefSeq lists its product as uncharacterized. The coding region runs from base 201 to 1031 and encodes 276 amino acids. NCBI's taxonomy places the organism in Eukaryota, Viridiplantae, Chlorophyta, Chlorophyceae, Chlamydomonadales, Chlamydomonadaceae. Gene Ontology annotation, molecular function: oxidoreductase activity, acting on a sulfur group of donors, disulfide as acceptor. The transcript has 6 exons. The record is from RefSeq and is a predicted model, not a curated record.
GAGUAGGAUUUCCUGUAAAGAUUAGGUUCUAUGCAUUGCUUUAAGCCAGUGGGCUGCACGUGCCACUUUGGCCUCGCUCGCAUGGAUGCGUGCCGGCUUUGAGAGAUUCCCGCCAAUUUGAUAUUCAUGAAGCAUUCUGCAUAUGACUAUUUCUUUGGGCUGUUUUCGGAACUAUAGGACGCAACCUGAAAAGCCGCGCCAUGUCGUCGCAAGACUUGCGUCGCUGCUUCGGAACGCUACUGCUCGGCCUGGCGCUGGCCUCCGCACGGAAGCUGCAAACUGCAGUUAGCGACGUCUCGGUCAUUGAAUCAGCCGCUACUUAUGCGCACGACGAUGGCACGGCGGUCGGCCAAACGGACCCUGGCUGGUGGGGCCGGCGCGUAGAAAUUCUGCUGGCAGUCAUGAGCCGGUGCCCCGAUGCCAGGGCGGCGGAGGCUGUCAUGGACGAAGUACUGGCCAGGGUUCACCCCAUCGCCAACAUCCGGCUCAUCUACAUCGCCGAGGUGGUGAACAGCACCAAGGAGCACACGUACGGCGUCAUCUGCAAGCACGGCGACCUGGAGUGCGCCGGCAACGCGCAGCAGCUGUGCGCGCAGUACUGGAGCCGCCAGGCCCCGGCCGAGACCGGACUGGACCCGUGGACGCGGGCCUGGGACUUCAUCAAGUGCCAGAACCGGGAGUAUGAGGACCUUGGGAAGUUCUCGCUCGCCAACAAAUGCCUGGAGGAGGCCGGCUUCUUCGGCAAGCGCGCCGAGCUGACCAAAGCCUGCUGGUCCGGCCCCGACCCAGUGCCUAUGCUGCGCAACUCGGCUCGUGAGGCGCUGCGCCACAAGGCCUCCGUCAGCGCCACCGUGUUCGUCAACGGCGAGUACCGCUGCACCCGCGAUGACGACCAGUGGGUGAACUGCCCGGGAGGCUCGGAAGUGGAUGACUUUGUGUACACCGUGUGCGACACGUACCGCCACUGGGGCCGGCAGUGGCCAGAGGCCGUGUGCGGCCCCGAGCCCAACCCCCUGCCUAAAGCCCGAUAAAUGAUGAGGAUUCGCAAGCUAGCUAGGAUGCACGAGCUAGCGGUGGUUUGUGAAGGAGGCGCGAGAUGAUGUGGCAUAGUACGGUGGUUACAGUAGCCAGUCGGUGGACAGUCCCAGCACCCGAAGACGCCGAGCCGUGGUUAUGGAAGGCUACAAUGGGCAGCCUCCGCUGCUCCGAGCAGCAUGAUGUCGGCAUAGUACGGUGGUUACAGUAGCAUGCUUGGUUGGCCCCUCAUCUUCAUAUGCUUGCACGAAGCCUAGUCGGCUACAGCGUCCUUUGUGAUCAUAUGCAGAAGAAAGCAGGUCAGUCAGGAUACUGUAAUCGAGGUGAUGAGUGUAUGAACGCGGCGUCGCGACCUUGGUCGCGACAUUGCAAGAGGAUGGUGU